Molecule: messenger RNA, 2350 nt
Organism: Myotis lucifugus (little brown bat)
Lineage: Eukaryota; Metazoa; Chordata; Mammalia; Chiroptera; Vespertilionidae
Gene: NMRK1
Product: nicotinamide riboside kinase 1
Exons: 11
Coding region: 314-1336 (340 amino acids)
Cellular component (GO): cytoplasm
Source: RefSeq, a predicted model, not a curated record
UCUAGCCAGGGCGCUGCCGGCGCGCGCCCCCGACGAGAUAGGGCUGGACCCGCAGGGGCGCGCGCAACCACGCUCCCCGGAGCCCGGCCCCGCCCUACGGGGUCUGCAGCGGGCGUCCCGCGGGGUGGGCUGAUCCCUCCGUUAAUGACCUGUACCUGGGCCGCCUCUGACCCGGGAGGGGCGCAGUGGGAGGAGCGCAGGGGCAAGGGCAAGGGCCUCUGGGGAGCGAGCUGUGGGCUUGCGGCGGGUUAGUGACCGGCGCGCCGGGCCAUCGCCUCUGCCGCGUUGCCGGGGAGGACUAGAAAGUCCGGGCAUGUUAAUGAAAGUGGGACCGAACCUUAAGCUAUUGCUCUCAGUUUGGAAUAUUCUGGGUAAACUGAGCAGACGCCAAAGAACAACCGCCCCUGUGUACCAGGCUCUUCUCCCCACCACCUCUCCCCAGGGGACGUCUGGACACAGGAAAUUUCAGAAGACAUUUUCAAAGCUAAUCAUGAAAACAUUUGUCAUUGGGAUUGGUGGGCAAGGCCUGAUCAGAUGCUAUUUAGGUCCAGGACGGUUUCAUUCUCCAGAUGGCUGCUCCCUCAGUGUGACGUUGGAGAGAAGCUAUCAUUUCUUUGCUGUUACGCCCAGCUUUGGAUAUAUGGAAUGUGGAACCACCUCACUUGGCUGGUGUGGUCAGCUAAAAUGGACCUCCCACCUGUCCCCAAAGUGGAAAGCGAUCAGGGGAAAGGAGACAUUGCAGAGGGAGAGUGUGACAAAUGGUGGGAAGACAACACUGGCAAAAAAAUUGCAAAAACAUCUCCCAAACUGCAGUGUCAUAUCUCAGGAUGAUUUCUUUAAGCCACCAUCUGAGAUAGAGACAGAUAAAAAUGGAUUUCUGCAGUACGAUGUGCUUGAAGCGCUUAACAUGGAAAAAAUGAUGUCCACCAUUUCUUGCUGGAUGCAAAGCCCGAGACACUCUCCGGUAUCAACAGAGAGAAACACUGAGGACGUUCCCGUAUUAAUCAUCGAAGGUUUCCUUCUCUUUAAUUAUAAGCCCCUUGAGUCUAUAUGGAAUAGAAGAUACUUUGUGACCAUUCCAUAUGAAGAAUGUAAGAGGAGGAGGAGCACGAGGGUCUAUGAGCCUCCAGACCCCCCAGGGUACUUUGAUGGCCACGUGUGGCCCAUGUAUCUAAAGCACAGACAAGAAAUAGAGGACAUUGAGUGGGAAAUUGUUUACCUGGAUGGAACAAAAUCUAAAGAGGACCUCUUUUCACAAGUGUAUGAAGAUCUAAGACAAGAACUGGCAAAGCAAAAAUUGUCCUGCAAAGCCAGCCUGGAGGGAUCCUCAGCAUAGCCUGCUGUAACCCGCAAUUCAGGAAGGAGCUAGUGGGGAGGACUUUCAGAUGUUUCAUUUGACUACUCUUUAAGUUUCUCAUAACAUCUCAUAAACCUGCUCAACUAAUUUUCCACUCUAAGCACAUAAAAUCAUAAUUGUGAUAAAGUCAUAAUAAUGAAUGGGAAACAACAAAGACUGAAUUUGAUUAAUAAGAAACACUAAAUGACCGAGGAGAAUAAGGAUAUGAAGUUAUAUAUUUAAUUCCAUCCUUCUUAAAUCCAGACUUUGAAGCGAAAUUGAAUGAUUACCUAUUCUCACUAUAACAAGGCAGUCUAGUCACCAGCAUCAUUCAAACCUCCUUUAAGAAUGUUUACUUUUAUCUCAUGAUAAAAAUAUAUUAAUUAUAAAACAAGUUUUAAUGUAAAAGUAAAAGGAGAAAAAAUAAUCACCUAUAUGUCCACCAGACAGCAAUGUUAACAUCUUAAUGAGUACACAUCCAAUGAUUUUGCUGUUCACAUUCAUCUGUCUUUUAUAUGGUUACAUGAUUUACAUGGUUCAUUGUGAUGCUUGUUUCUUUUUAAAAUUAAUAUCUAAUAUUUAAGAAGCUUUAUAGAAUCCAUUAUAUAAUGAAACUGAAUAAAACUAAAUAGCUCUCCCAGUUUAAGAACUGAAGUCUGAGUUCUGUUUUGCUCAUUGAAAGUGAAUUAUAAGACAACAUAGACAUCUUAGUGCAGAAGAUGUCACAUGUCUAGUUUCAAAUCAUAGAAAUAAGAAAUUGCAAACUAAAAAUAUAAUCAAAUGUUUAUAUUUUUCUUUUUGGCAUUUUUCUACAUUGGAUUUAAAAUAUAUUUUCUAAUUAUAAAGUAAGAGUAGCAUAAUAGUUCAAAUUGAUGUAAGAUUAUUGAGUCAUUUCCCAAUUGUUGGAUAUUUAGUUUUGUACCGGUGUUUCAUAUUGGCAAAUAACAUGCUAUAAAAGAUAUCUAUGAAGAUUGCUGGUUUUCUUCUUUAGUUACAUUAAAAUUUUACAGAAUA